AUGCCUUAUAUUUGUAACGUUUGCGGUGCGGCCCUUAGCCGCAAAUACGACCUCGAGCAUCGUCAUGCCAAGAUACAUACUGGCGAAGCUUACGAGCAUUUUUGUCCAUACCCGGAGUGUCCGCGCAGCACCCGCGGUUUCUCGCAGAAGGGUAACCUGAAUACCCAUAUCAAUUCCAAACAUGCGCAAGGUGCUGCGAGACGUUGGUACUAUUGUCGUCGUGCGGGAUGUACCGGGAAGUUCUUGGACGCUUCCGUUCGUAGUAGGCAUGAGAAGAACACGAGGGCGCACAACAACCCGUUUGUUCAUUGGUCUGGAGCGAGUCCGGCUGCUCACCCGACUCAGCCGAUUACUGGAGAUGUAAUGGCUCCGGGACAAGCUUCAGGACCAUCGAUUCAAGGCUACGGCUUAACUUGGUUGGGUAAUAUGCAACAGAACGUCAAUCUAGGAGAGACAACACAACCAGUCUCCUCCAAUCAAGUCCCCCAAGCCCCCUUGCCACCUUCUCAAGCUUUCCAGAUCCCGGUCUCCUCUACCGUUCCAAGCAGCUCUGCAGUAGACAACUUCAUGCCGGCCCCACAGCCAGGACUGGACUUCGACAGAAGAAGCUCUUCAACGACAACGUUCCAGUCGUCUACACCCUUCUCGACAUAUGGCCAAGAACAACCAUUGGAAGCUCAAGCGAUUGUAAAGCCUGAUCCCGAAGACCACACGUACCCUCAGACUCAGACUGGCACUAGUGCUAUCUAUGAAUCUUCUCAUACUGCGGGUUACAACGUCGAUGUUGAUGACAACCACUGGUUCCCUCCAAGCUCGAAUGCUGAAGCUGGGUCAUCCACUAGUGCUGCACGCCAGGACUUCCAAGAUCAAUUGCAAUCUUCGGGAGCAGGUCCAGGACCCAGCUCCUCCUCGAAUCCAAACUCACAUUUCUUUGGUUACCACCAAUGGGAUAAGUACUGAGGAACUUCCCGGAUGAAUAUUGACGAACUCUGGAUGGAUUGGAGGAUGUAGGCAUAAAUUGUUUCGUAUUCCAUGCAGAGCCGUAAUAUACCCAUAGACUUGUAUCUUCACUUUGUUUUUCAAU
Fomitiporia mediterranea MF3/22 is the source of this 1084-nucleotide messenger RNA. RefSeq lists its product as uncharacterized. The transcript has 3 exons. Lineage: Eukaryota; Fungi; Basidiomycota; Agaricomycetes; Hymenochaetales; Hymenochaetaceae. The coding region runs from base 1 to 960 and encodes 319 amino acids. The record is from RefSeq and is a predicted model, not a curated record.